UUUUUUUGGAUAUGAUGGAUCUUUACAACUUCGGUAAUUUCCUACAGGGUGGAGCAACUGCAUCUCUUGUUGAUAUAAUUGGGUCUGCUGCAAUUUUUACAUCUGGUGCUAAAACAAGUGGUGUUUUUGUCGAAAUCAACAUAUUUUACCUGGUUUCUGGGUAUCUUGAUAGAACUGCUUAAGCACAUAGCUUUAGAGACCCAUUGUAUAAUGUCGUUUGUUGUGAAUAAAGCUUGGAUGAAUGAACCAGACAUAUUUAGCAAAACAUAUAGAGAUGAGGUUAAAUUUUUUAUGAAUUAUGCAGCUAACUAUGGUUAUCCGGACACAACUUUUUCUUGCCCAUGCUCGAAGUGUCAAAAUGGGGAACGUCUGGAAAUGAGGGAGAAGUGAGAAGACAUCUUUACGAGAAGGGUAUCGACAGGAGUUAUGUUACUUGGGUUUUUCAUGGUGAAAAAGAGGGUGAUAGUGCGGUAAUGCGUCCAGGUAGUAAUCUUGUACCAAUUGAAAUGAAUGAUGAGCGGGUUAGAGAAGGUGUAAUACAAGAUAUGGGUUCCUUCGUCGAUGCUGCAUAUGGAGUUUUUGACAGGGGUGAUGGUGUUAGCGGUAAUGAAGAAUUUGAACCUGAUCAGUUUGUUCCUGAGACAUAUUUGGGUAAGCAAUAUAACAGGUACAAACAGUUGGCAGAAGACAAGUUGUAUCCUGGUUGUAAUACUAGCAUCCUAGCUGCAAUUGUGGAGCUGCACAAUGUAAAGAAGACAUAUAAGAUUUCAGCUAACUGUGUAAACAGUUUGUUGGGUGUGAUAAAGGGUUGGUUGCCGAAAGGAAAUAAUUUGCCAGUAAAAUACACGACAAUGAAGUCGAUGCUCAAAGAUCUGGGGAUGAAAGAAAAGUCCAUCCAUAUGUGUGAGAAUCACUGUAUUUUGUAUUACAAGGAGAAUGAAGACUUGACAAUGUUGAUUCCAGGUCCUAAGGCACCGGGGCAAGAUAUUGAUGUGUGUCUCCGAGUGCUAGUGGACGACCUCAAUGAUCUUUUUGAGAAUGGGAUAUCAGCUUUUGAUACGCAGAAACAAGAAUCGUUUCUGCUGAGGGCUUCUUUGAUGUUUGGUAUUCAUGACUUGCCAGCACAAGGUAAUAUGUCUGGAUGUACCACGCACGGCUAUUUCCCUUGUGUACAUUGUGCGGACAGGACUCGAAGUGCGUAUCUGCUGUACGCCAGAAAGGAAAUAUUACAUGCUAUGAAAAUUACUAUUUUAGUUUCGAUCUUAGAGCCAGGUUAUGCCUCGAAGUUGCCAGAAGAGGGUUUGUUUAAGGUUUUGGAGAAUAUUCGGAUGGAAUCUUUACCUUUAAAUGGAUAG
Molecule: messenger RNA, 1355 nt
Organism: Papaver somniferum (opium poppy)
Lineage: Eukaryota; Viridiplantae; Streptophyta; Magnoliopsida; Ranunculales; Papaveraceae
Exons: 3
Coding region: 342-1355 (337 amino acids)
Source: RefSeq, a predicted model, not a curated record